This is a messenger RNA of Carassius carassius (crucian carp), 3500 nucleotides long. RefSeq names its product ubiquitin carboxyl-terminal hydrolase 20. The transcript is spliced from 24 exons. Gene Ontology annotation, molecular function: zinc ion binding; cysteine-type deubiquitinase activity. The record is from RefSeq and is a predicted model, not a curated record. Gene Ontology annotation, biological process: protein deubiquitination. Bases 248 to 3049 code for a protein of 933 amino acids. Lineage: Eukaryota; Metazoa; Chordata; Actinopteri; Cypriniformes; Cyprinidae.
GCCUUUCUUUACGGAUUACUGUUUAAGGGAAAUGAAUUUAGUGGAAAAUUGAUUCACGGAUUAAUUAACUUUACAUCUUUAUGAUGCAUUACUGUGCAUAUCUUCACUAUAACAAUAGCCGUCCUUCUCAGUCGUGCUAGGCGCAUGAAACAGCAGUUUUUGGGGCUCCUGAGAGUUUCAGACACAGACUCACAGCUAGCUUCUCGCUGCUUAAUAACACACGUCUUCUUUCAUUAUUUUUAAAAUAAUGCAUUCAUUGAUGGCAAAUGUUCUCCGUUACCCUGAUACCGAGACUAGUGAGGUGAAAAUCAAGAUGACUGACAGUGGGGACCUUUGUCAUCACUUGGACUCUAUUGGUGAAGUAACUAAGGAGGAACUGAUUCAGAAAUCAAAGGGCACAUGCCAGUCAUGUGGAGUAGGUGGACCCAACCUCUGGGCAUGUCUACAGUGUGACUGUUCUUAUGUUGGCUGCGGAGAAUCAUAUUCUGAUCACAGUACUAUACAUGCACAGGCCAAAAAACACAAUCUGACAGUAAACUUGACCACAUUCAGGGUGUGGUGUUAUGUCUGUGAGAGGGAGGUGUUUCUGGAACCAAAGCCUGUUACUCCUGUAUCAUUAGCUCACUGCUGCAAACCACGUGAACAGGAUCCUCUUCCCCAAACAACAUGUCACCCAUUAAAAGCAGUUCCAAUCGCAGUGGCGGAUGAUGAUGGCUCAGAAUCUGAGGAGGAUGAGCUCAAACCUAGAGGUCUCACAGGGAUGAAGAACAUUGGGAACUCCUGUUACAUGAAUGCUGCACUGCAGGCCCUCUCCAACUGUCCUCCUUUGACUCAGUUUUUCCUGGAUUGCAGUGGGUUGGUCCGCACAGAUAAGAAGCCGGCGUUGUGUAAAAGCUAUCAAAAGCUUAUCUCUGAGCUCUGGCACAAGAAACGGCCAAGUUAUGUUGUGCCCACUAGUCUGUUUCAUGGAAUCAAACUGGUGAACCCCAUGUUUCGUGGCUACGCUCAACAGGACACUCAGGAGUUUUUGCGAUGUCUGAUGGACCAACUUCAUGAGGAGCUGAAGGAGCCUUUGACUGACUGCAGCGGUGCAAUCUCAGAUGUCGAGCCUGACCACAAGGUUGACAGCCGUAAUCAUGUCGAUGGAGACCGAAGCCCUUCUGAGGAUGAGUUCCUGUCGUGUGACUCUGGAUCAGGAAGCGAGAGAGGAGAUGGAGAGAGAGCUGGAGGAGAAGCAGAGCUGCUCAUCCAAGAUGAAUGUGUGGGAGUGAGAGGAAAUGGAGUAAUUUCGGAGAAAGAAAGACUAAAGGAGAGAAGAGGAGAAGAGAGGACACGGGAAAUGGAUGAGGAUGCAGAUGUGGACACCACUGCACAAGAAGGACAGGCAGAGAGAGAAACCGAGGCAACAACUGCAACCACACAUGUGCCGGCACCAAGAAAUACAGAACCUGAUAAUGAAGCCUCCAUGCAUUGUUCAUCCUCUCGUCCCUGUAGCCCCACUCACAGUGUGCAGGAACUCCACUCCAGACUCUCCAGCAGCCCACCAAGAUCCACCCCCCUCAGAGCUGGACCCACUUAUACGCUCAAGAAAGCUCAGAUGCUCCUAAGCACCAAGAAGAAGAAGCAGUCCCGUUUCCGCAGUGUUAUUUCGGAUAUUUUUGACGGAUCCAUUCUGAGUCUUGUUCAGUGUUUGACAUGUGACAGGGUUUCAACAACCGUGGAGACCUUUCAGGACCUCUCUUUGCCUAUCCCGGGUAAAGAGGAUUUGGCCAAACUCCAUUCCUCCAUCCAUCAGAGUGCUACUGUUAAAGCUGGUGUCUGCACAGAAGGCUAUGCCACCCAGGGCUGGAUCUCCUACAUCAUGGAAUCUAUACGAAGGUUUGUAGUGUCGUGUAUUCCCAGUUGGUUUUGGGGCCCAAUGGUAACGCUGGAGGACUGCCUGGCAGCCUUCUUUGCUGCUGAUGAGCUGAAAGGAGACAACAUGUACAGCUGUGAGCGAUGUAAAAAAUUGAGAAAUGGUGUGAAAUAUUGUAAAGUUCUGCGUCUGCCAGAAAUAUUGUGCAUUCAUCUGAAGCGUUUCAGGCAUGAAGUCAUGUACUCAUUCAAGAUAAAUAGCCACGUGUCAUUCCCAUUGGAGAGUUUGGAUCUUAAUCCCUUCUUGGCUAAGGAUAGCCCAUCUCAGAUUACUACCUAUGACCUCCUGUCUGUCAUCUGUCAUCAUGGCACUGCUGGGAGUGGUCACUACAUAGCGUACUGUCAGAAUGUGAUCAAUGGACAGUGGUAUGAGUUUGAUGAUCAGUAUGUAACAGAAGUUCAUGAGACAGUAGUGCAGAACGCUGAAGCAUAUGUUCUCUUUUACAGGAAGAGCAGUGAAGAAUCUGUGAGAGAGAGACAGAAGGUUGUUGCUCUGGCUAAUUUAAAGGAGCCCAGUCUGCUGCAGUUCUACAUCUCCAGAGAGUGGCUCAACAAGUUUAACACAUUUACUGAGCCCGGACCCAUCACCAACCACACUUUCCUCUGUCAGCAUGGAGGAAUCCCUCCUACCAAGUACCAUUAUGUGGAUGAUCUGGUUGUGAUACUUCCCCAAAAUGUGUGGGAAUAUCUCUACAACAGGUUUGGGGGAGGCCCGGCCGUGAAUCACUUAUACGUGUGUGCCAUCUGCCAAGUAGAGAUCGAGACUUUAGCCAAACGGCGGAAACUGGAGAUAGACACUUUCAUAAAGUUAAAUAAGGAGUUUCAAGCUGAAGAAGCGCCUACAGUCAUCCUGUGUAUCAGCAUGCAGUGGUUUAGAGAAUGGGAGAACUUUGUCAAGGGCAAAGACAAUGAGCCGCCAGGCCCCAUUGACAACAGCAAGAUUGCAGUAAUGAAAGGUGGACAUAUCCAGCUUAAACAAGGAGCAGACUAUGGGCAGAUAUCUGAAGAAACAUGGCAGUACUUGUUAAGUAUUUAUGGCGGUGGGCCAGAGAUUGCAGUGCGGCAAACAAUCAGCCCCCCAGACACUGACACGCAUGGUGAGAGGAAGAUCGAGGCGGAGACCAGAGCCCUGUGAAAUGGUGAGACACAUAGAAUAACCACAAAAGUAUUUAAAACACUAAGCCACACUUAUAUGUGUUAUGUAUACUUCAAUACUUUCCAAAAGUUUAGGGACAGUAAGAUUUUAACAUUUAUUUUUGUAUUAUCUUUUUUUUUAUAUGUGGCUUGUUAAAACCUUGUACUCUUCUGGUUCAACUGUUUGAACCUGAGGGGAGCACUUUAUACAUCCUCUAGUCUGAGAAAGUGAAGUUAGUUCUGAGAAAAGCUCUAGCAUCAUUAAUGCCAGACAUGUUUCAUCAGCGUAUGGUACAGACAGGCUGAUUUGUCACUAAAUAAGACAUCGCCCUUGUGUGUGUGUGUAUGUGUGUGUCAUAACAGAGUUACAAGGAUUCUUCAGUUAUGGGGAACUUUUACUUCUUGAAAUUCUAAUAAAAUUAAAGUUCUUCAAACUUGGUUUUUAAAAUAUU